Messenger RNA from Cheilinus undulatus (humphead wrasse), 1099 nucleotides. It is a transcript of the gene fam89b, whose product is annotated as family with sequence similarity 89 member B. Lineage: Eukaryota; Metazoa; Chordata; Actinopteri; Labriformes; Labridae. The coding region runs from base 297 to 818 and encodes 173 amino acids. The transcript has 2 exons. The record is from RefSeq and is a predicted model, not a curated record.
UCCCUACCGGGAGGAGCCGGGGGCUGUCUGGGUGAACUGACACACACACACACAAAGGAGAGGAAACAAAACAAAGCCAGGAAGCCUGACAUGAACCUCGAAGUUCACCGCCUCUCCUGCAGCCUGCUUGCAUCCAAAAAACGGGAAGGGUUGAUUUGCGUUUGCCCAUAAACAACAGAUUUCCACGCCUCUACACCGCCCUGCUCUGCGGUUGAGGGAGAAUAAAUUAGCACCUCCAGAGUCUCCGCUCAUUUGAGAGUUCUUCACGUGCUGAUUCGACCGUCCCUUACAUCGUGAUGAACGGGAGUCGGUGCAGUGCGGCGGACAGUCUGGUGGGCGGUGUGCCCUCCUCAGUGGAGGGUCUUCCGCCGCUGCCCAAAGGCCUGAGCGGUAUCCUGAACUCCAGCGGCGGCUCAUGGCGCGAUAUCGAAAAGGUGCACAGCAAGAGAGCGCGCAUCCAGGCCGAUAUCAACCGGGGAGGCGGGGACGCGCCACGCGUCAACAGCAAGCCCGGCGGACUCGACGCUGCCCUGGCUCUGCUGCGGAAAGAGAUGGUGGGUCUGCGUCAGCUUGACAUGUCUUUGCUGUGCCAACUGUGGUCCCUCCACGAGUCCAUUCAGGAGUACAAGGGCGCCUCGCUUCUGUCUGAAGCCUCUUUCAGUGCCUAUAACGGGGACUCAGAAGAGGAAGACGAGGAAGAAGAAGAGGAGGAGACAGGGGUUCUGGCACAGCCUCUCCCGCCCUCGUCCAUAUCUGUGCCCUCGGCCAGUGGCAACUCCAGAGACCAGUGGAUCAAGGACUCCUUUCAUAUCGCCUGAUAAAGAUAAAGUCAGAUGCACCAUACAGAGACACCCUGGCUGUAUUUUCUCAAAUUUGAUGUCUCUUACUUCACUUUUUAGGACAACAUACUCUGCUUUAUGCUCCGUGAAUCUCUUAUCUAUACUUUUACAGCACAGCCUUAUUCACUUUUUUACACUAGGGUGCAAAGUCAGUGCCUGUUUGAUAAAAAUCAUGACUCCUCUGUUUGACAUUUGCAAUUUGAGGAUACUUAAAAGAUUUCAUGUGUGGCCUUUCAAAUACAUGUUUUUUUUACCAUCUA